Molecule: messenger RNA, 744 nt
Organism: Hibiscus syriacus
Lineage: Eukaryota; Viridiplantae; Streptophyta; Magnoliopsida; Malvales; Malvaceae
Product: probable CCR4-associated factor 1 homolog 11
Exons: 1
Coding region: 1-744 (247 amino acids)
Cellular component (GO): CCR4-NOT complex; P-body; CCR4-NOT core complex
Molecular function (GO): nucleic acid binding; poly(A)-specific ribonuclease activity
Source: RefSeq, a predicted model, not a curated record
AUGGAGCUUCCUCAAAAGCCAGUGAUUGUUCGACAAGUCUUUCGAGAUGAAUUGGAAUAUGAAUUUAGAUUAAUUCAAAGUGUGAUUCUUGAGUAUCCUUUAGUUUCAAUCGACACUGAAUAUCCUAAUACUAUUUUCAAAGCAGAUAAAGAAAUCAUUGCAUUAAGAGACGAGCAUAUCAAUUAUCAGUACAUGAAAUCCAAUAUUGAUAUUUUGGAUAUGACUCAGCUAGGUUUAACUUUUUCGGACUAUGAAGGUAAUCUGCCAGACUUCGAUACGCCGUUUUGUUACAUAUGGGAGUUCAACUUUAAGGGUUUCAGAAAGAAUAAAAAGAAGGGUAUUGAUUCCAGAGAUUUUGCCACGAUGUUCUGGAAUUUGGGGUUGUUCAAUUAUUUCAGAGGUUUAACGUGGAUGGCCUUUCAUGGUUCUUAUGACUUUGGAUUUCUAGUUAAGGUUUUAAUUCAACAAUCGCUACCGAAUGAUCUUGAUUCUUUUAUGGGACUAUUAGUCUCUCUUCUUGGUGACAAAAUAUUUGAUGUCAAACAUAAUUUGAAGUGUUUCGGCUUGUUGGGUAGUUUGGAUAAAGUUGCGAGAGAGUUAAAUGUGGUUCGUCUAACUGGGUUGAGCCAUCAAGCAGGAUCUGAUUCUUUACUCACCCUUCAAUGUUUCACGGAGUUGAGAAAAUUGAAUGCUUUUGAAGGGUUUCAAGUGCUUGCACUCGCAUUGUAUGGGCUUCAGUUGUAG